AUGACAGAUAUGAGUGUCUUAACUGCAGGAGAAGCUCCAGCCUGUGUGUUUUUUUUUUUUUUUUUUUGUUGUGUUCUUCUUGUGAGGGGCGAAGACGUAACCGAGUUUCAGCCUCCCCCCGAUUACAUACUGAUGGCUGACUGCAUUUACUACGAGGAGUCGUUAGAACCAUUACUGAAGACCCUGAAAGACCUGACUGGCCCUGACACGUGUGUGUUAUGCUGUUAUGAACAAAGGACUAUGGGGAAGAAUCCUGAAAUAGAAAGAAAAUACUUUGAGCUGCUUCAGAGGGACUUUGAGUUGGAAAAAAUUCCUCUGGAUAAGCAUGAUGAGGAGUAUCGGAGUGAAGACAUUCAUAUCAUGAAUAUCCACAGGAAACAAACGAAUUUUCCGUCGUGAGAUCUUUGACCACAUGAUCUGUCCUCUGGCAACUGGCUAGAGCUCUGGAGAGGACGGAGAGUGUAAAAUAACACCACAAAGGGACUGUCUACUGUGUGGUUUGUGACUCAUCUACAGAGCAUCUUCUAGAUGGUGGAUUUGGCAUGAGGUACUAAAAGAAAUGGGCUGUUUAGACUAGAUCCACUCAUAGCACCUUUCUUGGAGGACAAACGUGAUCUGUUGAUACCUACAGUGCAACCUCACUGAUACAGAGGAGGGCAAAAAUGGAACUGGAGUUUAAUGUAGACCAGCAUUGCGUUUCUGUUCCUGGUUACCUUUGCUGGGUAGCUGCUUGUCAAAGCAGCAAACAGCUUAAGAGUUCCCACAAAGCAGAUGCAGGGAUACCACGAAGAAGUCUGUGUGCCCUAAAGCGCAAAGGAAGCCAACAGCAUCACCUCUUCCUCCUGAGGAGGAAACUCUUCAGGUGGGCUGAAAUUCUCCUUCAAAGAGGCCCAGAUACCCAGUCAAUAAAACUUUUGUACUUGAAAUGGGUCUUGGCUGGUGACUUUCUAAGGCUGUAGCGUCUGUGUUUCUGCUUUGCAGACGUCCUGUGAGUCUGGUUCUAGGAGCAGGAUCUCAUGGUGGUAGGUACUGUACAAAUGUAACAAACAGAUGGUCGCUCUUCUUGUGUGAAGUUGUUUGUUCUUUUAAUUCCAUCUGUGUUUUUUUUUAGUAUAAGGAACUGCAGUGU
Molecule: messenger RNA, 1129 nt
Organism: Struthio camelus australis
Lineage: Eukaryota; Metazoa; Chordata; Aves; Struthioniformes; Struthionidae
Source: RefSeq, a predicted model, not a curated record